AUAAUUUUCACUGUUACAUUUUAGCUGUCUGGUCGUCUGCUCUGCUUUGCUUCGGAUCGUAAAUUUGUAAACACCAUGUAAAAAAUGAAUUCAUUUGCCCGUAAACAAUUAGAAAAAUAUGGAUGGACUGAAGGCAAAGGGCUUGGAAAAGAAGAAAAUGGUAUUUCAAAACCGAUAAAACCGUUUUUGAAGUUUGAUAAUCAUGGGAUUGGACAUGAUAGCUCUAAAGUAUGGACUUCAAAAUGGUGGUGUGAAGUUUUUAAUGAUGCAUCUCAAUGUAUUAAUGUUGUGAAUGAUGAGUCUGGUGUAUCAGUAUCGAGUAAGAAAAGAGUUGUCAAUCCUAUAUUGCCUUCAUCUGCUGCAAUAAGAAAGCAUUUUAUAAAAUUCUGCCGUGUCUGCUUUAAUGCUUCUGGAGCUCUGUUGGUGGAACGGCGAGGUUCUAAUUAA
Uloborus diversus is the source of this 447-nucleotide messenger RNA. RefSeq names its product G patch domain-containing protein 4-like. Gene Ontology annotation, biological process: regulation of ribosome biogenesis. Gene Ontology annotation, molecular function: nucleic acid binding. Lineage: Eukaryota; Metazoa; Arthropoda; Arachnida; Araneae; Uloboridae. The transcript has 5 exons. The record is from RefSeq and is a predicted model, not a curated record. Bases 85 to 447 code for a protein of 120 amino acids. Gene Ontology annotation, cellular component: nucleolus.